CGCGCGACGCUCGAGCGCGCGACGACGCGCGAGCGAACGCGCGGCGAACGAUCGCGACGACGAAGGCGCGCGUCGCGACGACGACGACGCGCCGAACGCGAUGAUUCCGCGAAGAGUCGCGCACAAUCCAAUCAUCGGCCCGGGCGUGGUGCCGCGCGGCGUCGACGCCGAGUACGACGCGGCGUGCGCGCGGGACGACGCGCGCGAUGGACCGGCGACGACGACGCACGCGCCGGCGAGCGGACGCGCGUUCACGCUGGAUGGGAAGGCGCGGGAGAAGGCGCCGACGACGCGAACGCAGACGCCGUACGUGACGGGGACGAGCGCGCUGGGGCUGAAGUACGGCGACGGCGUGCUGUUGGCGUGCGACACGCUGGCGUGCUACGGAAGCACGAAGAGGUAUAAAAACGUUGAACGGGUGAAGAAGGUGAACGAACGGUGCGCGAUCGCGUUCACGGGGGAGCUGAGCGAUUUUACGUACGUGUGUAAUCUGUUGGAGGAGUUGACCACGGAGGACUUUUGCGAGGACGAUGGAAUGACGCGAGACGCGGAGGAGAUUUAUCAAUAUCUCACGCGAGUGAUGUAUAAUCGGAGGAAUAAGUUCGAUCCGCUCUGGAACUCGCUCGUCGUCGCGGGAUUGAAGACAAACGGGGAGACGUUUUUGGGCACGGUGGGGAUGAUCGGAACGCACUACGAAGACGAUCACGUCUGCGCUGGGUUUGGCAAUCACAUCGCGAGACCGAUUUUCAGAGAGUUUUACAAGGCUGAUAUGACGGAGGAGCAGGCGGUGGAGGUGAUGCGAUCGGCGCUGUACGCGUGCGUGAUGCGCGACAAGCAGAUGAUGAACAAGUUUCAAAUUUGUAAAGUCACGAAGGAUGGGGUGACGAUCAGCGAACCGUUCGCCGUGCCCACGGAAUGGGGCUAUGAAAAGUUUUACAACCCCACGAAGUUCUCCGAGACGGGUUGGUAGAGGGCGCCGCUUCGCGCGCGAAAAAUUUCA
Molecule: messenger RNA, 1000 nt
Organism: Ostreococcus lucimarinus CCE9901
Lineage: Eukaryota; Viridiplantae; Chlorophyta; Mamiellophyceae; Mamiellales; Bathycoccaceae
Exons: 1
Coding region: 101-970 (289 amino acids)
Cellular component (GO): proteasome core complex
Source: RefSeq, a predicted model, not a curated record